UCUACAGGGUCAACACUUUCCCACAUUCACACAGAGCUCUGCCAGUGUCUCUCCAUCACCCCCCAGUCCUCCACCUGUCCCCCUCAGAUCUAACCAUUGUCCCUCAGGCAUUAACAGCAUUCAGCGUGUUGCCGCUCCACAUGCCGCAUUGUCUCAACAAGCUCUCUGAUUGGCUGAGACUGUGAGAAACUCCAGUCAGACCCAAACCCACACAUUCAUAUGGAGAUGUGGGACUAUAAAUAGGAGGGAGGAAGCCAGCAGAGAUCAGAUUCUCUCCACAGAGACUCAGACAGCACAGACAUCCAGACAUGGCUCCUACAAUCACUGCAGCCGUCACCAACAACCAGGAGCAUCUGACUCUCAACCACAAGCUCAGAAAGCCUCUGGUGGAGAAGCUUCGCAGAGAGCGAAUCAACAGCAGCAUUGAGCAGCUCAAGUCUCUCCUGGCUCCAGAGUUCCUCCAACAGCAGCCAGACUCCAAGCUGGAGAAAGCAGACAUCCUGGAGAUGACAGUUUGUGUCCUCAGACGACUGCAGCAGCAGCAGCAGAAAAACCAGGCUGUGAGCUCUUCAGCUGUUAACAAAGGCUACUCCAUGUGUGUCCAAGAGGCAUCACACUUCCUGUCCAGGCAGCAGGUGGACAUCAUGACCCAGAGAAGACUGAUCAGCCACUUCAACAAGCUGCAGUCCUCCUCUGACAACAACCUGACAGAGGCUGACUCCUCUCCUCUCAGCUACACAGUCCACACCAGCAUCACCAAAGAGAAGAGUCCAGUCAACAGCGCUCUCUGGAGGCCGUGGUAGAGAAGUCACUACCAGAAAAAACUGACAUGACCACAUUGGUCAAAUGUUA
This is a messenger RNA of Cheilinus undulatus (humphead wrasse), 852 nucleotides long. Its product is annotated as transcription factor HES-5-like. NCBI's taxonomy places the organism in Eukaryota, Metazoa, Chordata, Actinopteri, Labriformes, Labridae. The record is from RefSeq and is a predicted model, not a curated record. Gene Ontology annotation, molecular function: protein dimerization activity; RNA polymerase II cis-regulatory region sequence-specific DNA binding; DNA-binding transcription factor activity, RNA polymerase II-specific. The coding region runs from base 309 to 803 and encodes 164 amino acids. Gene Ontology annotation, biological process: anterior/posterior pattern specification; regulation of transcription by RNA polymerase II; regulation of neurogenesis. Gene Ontology annotation, cellular component: nucleus. The transcript has 2 exons.